Ochotona curzoniae (black-lipped pika) is the source of this 3019-nucleotide messenger RNA. It is a transcript of the gene TMX1, whose product is annotated as thioredoxin related transmembrane protein 1. NCBI's taxonomy places the organism in Eukaryota, Metazoa, Chordata, Mammalia, Lagomorpha, Ochotonidae. The record is from RefSeq and is a predicted model, not a curated record. The transcript has 8 exons. The coding region runs from base 53 to 886 and encodes 277 amino acids.
CGCGGGGAGGUGGGGCCCCCGCGCUUUCUGUCGGGGUGGGCGAGCGGCGGACAUGGCGCCCUCCCGGAGUCCCGUGCUGGCCGUCGUGACGGUCCUGGUGUUGUGGCUUUGUGGCGCUCCCUGCACCUCCGCGCGGCGGAGCGACGUGCGCGUCAUUACCGACGAGAACUGGAGAGAAUUGCUGGAGGGAGAAUGGAUGAUAGAAUUCUAUGCUCCAUGGUGUCCUGCUUGUCAAAAUCUUCAACCAGAAUGGGAGAGUUUCGCGGAAUGGGGAGAGGAUCUUGAAGUGAAUGUUGGAAAAGUAGAUGUCACGGAGCAGACAGGACUGAGUGGACGGUUUAUCAUAACAGCUCUUCCGACCAUUUAUCAUUGCAAAGAUGGUGAAUUUAGGCGCUAUCAGGGUCCAAGGACGAAGAAGGACUUCAUAAACUUCAUAAGUGACAAAGAGUGGAAGAGUAUUGAGCCUGUUUCAUCAUGGUUUGGUCCUGGUUCUGUUCUGAUGAGUAGUAUGUCAGCACUCUUUCAGCUAUCUAUGUACAUCAGGACUUGUCAUAACUAUUUCAUUGAUGACCUUGGAUUACCUGUUUGGGGAUCAUACACAGUUUUUGCCGUGGCAACUCUACUUUCAGGACUACUGUUAGGACUCUGCAUGAUAUUUUUGGCAGAUUGCCUUUGUCCUUCAAAACGACGUAGACCACAGCCCUACCCUUCAAAGAAAUCAUUGCCAGGAUUUUCUCAGCCUUUAAAAAACACGGAAGAACACGAAGCUGAUGAAAACAUUUCAGAAGAAGAAGCCAAAAAUGGAAAAGCUGAGAAAGACUUUGUACAGCCGAAUGCCCUGAGACAGCGUGUUGUUGACCCAUCACAGGCCCCAGAUCAGUCCUAGUUCAUUUUUAUACACCUGAGUGCUAUAAUUUUGACAGAAACAAACAAAAAAGGACCAUUUCAGUUGGUUUGAAGUGAACUGUGACUUGUGUGUAAUCAGGGUCCAGUCUGGCUUAUCAUUCUUUGAACAGUCUUUGGGAAAUAAAAGCACUAGUUAUAAAAGUUUGAUUUAAGGACAGCUUGGUAGUUUCAGCAGCUCUCAAAUUUUGGAGAAAUCUAGUGCCAAGCAAUAAGAUUUGUGUGUUUUCUAAUAACUCGUUUGAAGUCUGAGUUGAAACAAAUUAUGUUUCUCAAGAAUUAUAUUAUGGGGUAUUUAAGAAGCUUAGGUUAGAGAAAAAGAUUUCUCAUUUGAUAUAACUUUUUUCUGUUUCACUGUGUGAAAACAAAGAACGUAUUUCCCAUACAUGGGAACUUUUCCCAUUGUCUCAAGAGUAUUUCAAUAACAAUUGUGGUGGUUUCAGAGACACAGUUUCUUAUUUUUAGAUGAUGUACCUAGUAAUAACUACCUUAUCUUAAUUAUGAUUUUGUACUCGUGGUAAUAAAAGAGAUGCUACUACCUGCUGAUCAGGGAAGUCAUUGGAAGUCCCUGGAGCCCUCAGUUCUCACAGCUUGUCCCCCUGUUGUAUGUACCUUGGUUGCCACGGGUAACCUCUUUCAAAUGAUGUGAACAAUAUCACUGUCUUUUACUAUGGGACCCAUAAUCCUAUUGUUUCAAACUAAGGUUGACUGAGGGCGCCACCAAAUUAAUUUGUUGAUACUUUAAAAUUUUGGCUGUUAAUUUCACCUUGGUAUCUUUUUGUUGAAAACACCUAUUUUCAUUUUCUGUUUUAUGGUUGUUGAAAGUAAGCAUUCCGUGUGUGUGUGUGUGUGUGUGUGUGUGUGUGUGUGUGUGUGUGUGUGUAAGAGCCUUGGUAUCUUACAUUUUGAAAAUUCACAGUUUAAUUUGAUAUAAAAUAAAGUUUGCAUUCUGCUCAGGAAAAAGCAUCUUUUAGUACAUGUUUUCAGUGUAUCUUUGUCCUUAUGUACAGAUGUGAUCAUUGAUGUAACACGUAGUUUAUGUUUGAUGUUUUAAAGUUGUAACUUGUGUUAAAAUGACACACCUCUUAUUCUGCUACUGAUAUUGCAUGGCACUUCACAUUUUGCCAUCAGCAGGUUGCAGUGUAAUUUAUUUUCACUCCUAAUGAGUUAGCACAUUGUUUGCACUGUACAGUUUAGAAGGAGUGUGGUGGAUUGCCACCAGAAGGGGGGAGAAACGUAAAUACUCAGGGUGAAUCACCAGACUGUUAUGCCAUAUAAUGUACAAGUUUCUUUUUAGAGGUCUCUCCUUUAGAAUAUUAAAUAUUUACCAUAUAGGAGUUUGGAUGUGUAAUUGCAAUGCCUUAGAAAAAUACUGUAAGUGUGAAGUAUACUUUUGUAAACACUUCAGUGAUAGGACUGGUAUGAUUGCUUGUUAUGUAUUUGAAAGUAGACUUGAUUUCUUUGUAUUUAUUAGCCAUGUUCAGUUAAACAAAGUAGUAUAUGGGAGUAUUUUAAAAAGUUCAUAGAAUAUGGAACAAAAAAAAAUUACGGUAUGAAAUUUUUUUGAAAUCUUGCGUACAAAGGAUCUUCAAGAAGUACAUAGAAAGUGCAUAUAAUGGAAAAACUAUGCCUGGAUUGAAAAAUUUAGACACUGAAAUCAUCUUAAGUUUCAUUCAAUUCAGUUUUCCGUGAAUUUCCUGACCCUUGUUAUGUAGACUUUAUGUGUGUAAUCAAACACUUAGAGUCCUUUUGUUGCUUACCAUGGUGGAAGAAAUAAUACCCAAAACUGUUCUGUUUUCUAGUUGUGUUAUGUAUGUAUUUUCAGGGUUUUACUUAGAAAGUAAUGUGUUACAGAAAAUUAAAGGCAGGCUAUAUUAGGGUGUUUAUGUUUCAGAAAACAUCUUAGAUUUGAAAGAUUGUUAUGUAGAUAUCUGAAUAAUUUUCUCUUCAUACCAUCAGCACAUCAUUUACAUAUAGUCAAGGAGUGAGACGCAGUGAGUUAAAUGCUGGUGAAUUCUUGUAUACUCUAUGUAGUUGAUAUGUUCUCUUAAAGAUUUAAAAACUCUGGUAUGUAGUAGAAAAUGCAGUAUUGAAAAUACAGUGUUUUAUGACUUUU